GGUAAAAAUGUCAUUCUGAAAUCAAUUUCAAUCAAUCGGUUUCUUGUGUUUCAAUGUAAUUUCGAUACAGAUUUAUUUGGUAUCGCAUAAUUUGAUUCAGUUAAGAACAACAAGCGCAAUGAGUCGUACAGUGACCAAUUUAUGCAAAGUUAUGCUAUUUGUCUUAGUAUUGAUGAGUAUAAUUUCUCAUGUAGUUAUUGCAAGCACUGCCCCUAAAAAAUUGCAAAUUGGGGUAAAGAAAAGACCUUCAGAGUGUCCCAUUAAAAGCAGGAAAGGUGAUCUACUGCACAUGCACUAUACGGGUACUUUAGAUGAUGGUACUGAAUUUGACAGCUCAAUUCCUAGGGGAAAUCCUCUCACCUUCACAUUGGGUUCUGGUCAGGUCAUUAAAGGGUGGGACCAGGGCCUCUUGUUCAUGUGUGAAGGAGAACAGCGAAAGUUGGUCAUUCCGCCUGAGCUUGCAUAUGGUGAAGCCGGAGCACCCCCUAAAAUUCCCAAGUCUGCAACACUCACAUUCCAUGUUGAUCUUGUAAAAAUUGAAAGAAAGGAUGAAUUGUAAAUAAUGUAAAUGCUAUCUGUCCAUGUUACACUCUGUAAUGUAAAUAAGUCAGAUAUCAUUUAGUUGUACCGUUUAAGUGUAUUUAUUUUGUUGAAGUGUAAAAUGUGAACAAACAUCCCAAAUGUAUGCAAAACCUCAUUUUUACAAAUUUAAUUGUGAAUAUGCAUUAAGUACCUAUGAAUAAAUAAAUAGUGUUAUAAGAACUAAAA
Molecule: messenger RNA, 768 nt
Organism: Leguminivora glycinivorella
Lineage: Eukaryota; Metazoa; Arthropoda; Insecta; Lepidoptera; Tortricidae
Product: peptidyl-prolyl cis-trans isomerase FKBP2
Exons: 2
Coding region: 119-559 (146 amino acids)
Biological process (GO): protein peptidyl-prolyl isomerization
Molecular function (GO): peptidyl-prolyl cis-trans isomerase activity
Source: RefSeq, a predicted model, not a curated record